Chanos chanos (milkfish) is the source of this 934-nucleotide messenger RNA. RefSeq names its product THO complex 6 (gene thoc6). The record is from RefSeq and is a predicted model, not a curated record. Gene Ontology annotation, cellular component: THO complex; transcription export complex. Lineage: Eukaryota; Metazoa; Chordata; Actinopteri; Gonorynchiformes; Chanidae. Gene Ontology annotation, molecular function: protein binding. Gene Ontology annotation, biological process: mRNA export from nucleus. The coding region runs from base 49 to 891 and encodes 280 amino acids. The transcript has 12 exons.
GUGGUUUUCUUGUACAGUUACGAAAAUAUAUCGGUCUCUAGUGGCAACAUGGGUCCAACAGAGCUUCUCCAUAUGUCCGUCUUCUCCCAAAGUUUCUCUCCGUGUGGUCGAUUCCUUGCAGCGGGAAACAACUAUGGAGAGAUUGCGGUGUUCAGCCUGUCGGCUGCCCUGAGUCCUGAUGCUACAGACAUGAGCAAGAAACCCAUCCUUACUUUCACGGCUCACAAAGGUCCCGUUUUCUCUCUUCUAUCCACGGACACUCAUCUUCUGAGCGCCGGGAACGGAGAGAUAAGCGCCUGGAGCUGGGCGGAGCUCACCAAGAGGACCACCAAAGCUGCAUGGACACGGAGACCCAACUACAAAACCAGUCUUGAAAUCCCGGAGAUCAACGACAUGAUCAUUAAUCCAAAAGACAAUAGUUUGGUUGUUGGUGGAGGAGACAACGACAUUCAUAUUAUGGACCUGGAAAGCGGUGUCUUUAAGUCUGUGUUGCAGGGUCAUACUGAUUAUAUCCACUGUCUGGCAUUCAGAGAGAGGGAGGGGGAGAUUUUGUCUGGGGGGGAGGAUGGUGCUGUGCGGAUGUGGGACAGUCGGACGGGCCAGUCGGUGCACUGCAUUGAGGUGUUUAAUUACGAGGAAUGUGCCCGCCCACAGUUUGGGAAGUGGAUCAGCUGCCUCACGACUGACUCUGAUUGGAUGCUUUGUGGAGGAGGCCCAUCUCUCUCUCUCUGGCACCUCCGUUCCCUGUCUCCUACCUCCGUCUUCCCUCUCCCUGGCUGUCAACGGCAAGCUGCUUUCCACCAGGACCUGGUCUUGACUGUAGGGGGCAGCAGUCACGAGAUUGAUGUUUUUACCAACCUGUCCUACAGAGCAUUCUCCCUCUCAUUUUAGGAGUGGCUAUUGCAAACAUUCCAGUUUCAUACACACUCACACU